This is a messenger RNA of Talpa occidentalis (Iberian mole), 423 nucleotides long. RefSeq names its product ubiquitin-fold modifier 1-like. The record is from RefSeq and is a predicted model, not a curated record. Bases 56 to 313 code for a protein of 85 amino acids. The transcript has a single exon. Lineage: Eukaryota; Metazoa; Chordata; Mammalia; Eulipotyphla; Talpidae. Gene Ontology annotation, cellular component: cytoplasm; nucleus. Gene Ontology annotation, biological process: protein K69-linked ufmylation.
AAGUGGGGCUACCGGGCGUGCUGGACUUGGGGUCUCUACCCAGACCGGCUCCACCAUGUUCAAGGUUUCCUUUAAGAUCACGCUGACGUCGGAUCCGCGACUGCCCUACAAAGUGCUUAGUGCUCCUGAAAGCACACCUUUCACAGCAGUCUUAAAGUUUGCAGCAGAAGAAUUUAAAGUUCCUGCAGCAACAAGUGCAAUUAUUACUAAUAAUGGAAUAAGAAUAAAUCCUGCACAGACUGCUGGAAAUGUUUUUCUAAAGCAUGGUUCAGAACUACGAAUUAUUCCUAGAGAUCGUGUUGGAAGGUGUUAAAAUCUGCUACUCGGAACGUAAUACUUUUCAGAAUAAAUAUUGGUAUUGUUGCUGUUGUUUUAAAAUUGAAAUCAGGCAUUUAAAAAUCCUAUGAAAAUACCAAUUAUUGA